This is a messenger RNA of Bombina bombina (fire-bellied toad), 813 nucleotides long. RefSeq names its product arylsulfatase A-like. Lineage: Eukaryota; Metazoa; Chordata; Amphibia; Anura; Bombinatoridae. The transcript is spliced from 5 exons. Bases 1 to 813 code for a protein of 270 amino acids. The record is from RefSeq and is a predicted model, not a curated record. Gene Ontology annotation, molecular function: arylsulfatase activity.
AUGGAGAAAAACUUCAGUUGGAAGCAGCUAAAGAGAUGUGACUGCUGUUCCCUCACACUUUCCAUAAAGCGCCGAACUGGCCCCUGUCAGAACCUGACCUGUUUUCCACCAGACACGCGUUGCGUUGGGACAUGUGACCUCGGGGAGGCGCCGCUUCCUGUAUAUCUGAACGAAAAGAUCUUAAAGCAGCCUGUGGACUUCACCAGACUCGUUCCUGAGUACCAGAAGUUCUGCAAGUCCUUCAUCACCACAGCCGUGAAACAAAAUAAGCCAUUCUUUCUAUAUUAUGCAGCACAUCACACUCAUUAUCCACAGUUUGCAAGCGCUCGUUACACAGGACGUUCUCUACGGGGAAAGUACGGAGAUGCUCUUCUUGAGUUUGAUGGAGCUGUAGGAGAAUUGAUACAGACCUUGUGGGACCUUAAAAUCCAGGAAAAUACGCUGGUUAUCUUCACGUCAGACAACGGGCCAGAAACCAUGCGUAAGGAACGAGGAGGUAGCUCAGGGCUCCUGAAAUGUGGCAAAAGCACCACGUACGAGGGAGGCCUGAGGGAGCCAGCAAUAAUGUACUGGGAGGGGAAGAUCAAGUCAGGAGUAACCUCUGAGCUUGCCACCACCCUGGACAUUCUCCCCACACUGGCAGCCCUAACAGGUGCCCAUCUGCCCAACAUCACACUGGAUGGAUAUGACCUUAGCAAACUUCUUUUACGUGGUGUUAAAGUGAGUAGAGUGAAGGUUUCUGGGUCUAGUCCAUUGUUUUUAUGUGCUCAAAGCAGAAAAAUUAUCAUUGAGCUGCGGGUUCAUGGGUUAUAA